This is a messenger RNA of Drosophila busckii, 1731 nucleotides long. Its product is annotated as glucose dehydrogenase [FAD, quinone]-like. Lineage: Eukaryota; Metazoa; Arthropoda; Insecta; Diptera; Drosophilidae. The coding region runs from base 1 to 1731 and encodes 576 amino acids. The transcript is spliced from 2 exons. Gene Ontology annotation, molecular function: flavin adenine dinucleotide binding; oxidoreductase activity, acting on CH-OH group of donors. The record is from RefSeq and is a predicted model, not a curated record.
AUGAGGCUGCCCAGCGAUGGUUCAGUCUAUGAUUUUAUUGUCGUGGGCGCUGGCGCUGCGGGCUGCACGUUGGCCGCGCGUCUUAGCGAGAAUCGCGCAUGGCGCGUCGCUUUGCUGGAGGCGGGCGGCGUGGAGAACAUAGCACAUCUGACGCCAGUGCUGGCGGCGCAGCUGCAGCAAACCGCAUCCAAUUGGAAUUAUCAGUCAGUGCCGCAAGCUGGCGCCUGCUGGGGCAUGCAACAGCAGCAAUGCGCGCUGCCGCGUGGCAAACUCUUGGGCGGCACCAGCUCCAUCAACUAUAUGAUCUACAAUCGCGGCAAUCGGCGCGACUUUGAUGCGUGGGCGCAGCUUGGCAACGUCGGCUGGAGCUACAAGGAGCUGCUGCCCUAUUUUCUGCGCAGCGAGUCCGCCCAGCUGCAGGGCCUGGAGCAGUCGCCGUAUCACAACCACAGCGGUCCACUCAGUGUGGAGUACGUCAAGUAUCGCAGCAGCAUGGCGCAUGCCUUUGUGGCCGCUGCUCAGCAGGCGGGACAUGCCCACACGGACUACAAUGGCGAGUCCCAGCUGGGCGUGUCCUAUGUCCAGGCCACCACCAUGAACGGACGCAGGCAUAGCGCCUAUCGCGCCUAUAUCGAACCCAUUGAGCGCCGGCGUAGCAAUUUGCACAUUUUUACGCUUGCGCGUGUCACUCGCCUGCUCAUAGAUGGCGCCACCAACUCCGCCUAUGGCAUAGAGUUUAGCUAUAGAAAGCGUUUAUAUCGCUUCAAAGCCAGCAAGGAAGUUAUUUUGUCCGCAGGCGCCUUCAAUUCGCCGCAGCUGCUCAUGCUCUCGGGCAUUGGCCCGGCGGAGAAUCUGCAGGCCAUAGGCGUGCCGCUCGUCCAGGCGCUGCCCGUGGGCCAGAUGCUCUAUGAUCACAUGUGCCACUUUGGACCCACCAUUGUCACCAAUACCACAGGCCAAACGCUUUACACCAAUCGCGUUAGUUUGAACGAUCUGCUCGCUUUUUAUUUGGCCGGCAGUCCCAGCACCAUGCUUAGCUCCAUUGGCGGCGUUGAGGCUUUGGCUUUUCUGAAGCUAGCGCGCUCUGAGCUGCCCCCAGAUUGGCCCGAUAUUGAGCUCAUCAUGGUCGGCGGCAGCUUGGCCAGCGAUGAGGGCACGGCGCUCAAGCUGGGCGCCAAUUUCAAACAGAUUAUCUAUGAUCAGCUCUAUAAGCCGCUGCAGCUGGCGCAACAAGAUCAUUUUACGCUCUUGGUCAUGCAAUUUCAUCCCAAGUCUGUGGGUCGCCUCUGGCUGCACAAUCGCAAUCCCUUCACUUGGCCUAAAAUCGAUCCCAAGUACUUCAUAGCCGAGGAGGAUGUGGAAUAUUUGUUGGAUGGCAUUAAGGAAGCGCUGCGUAUCAUUCAAAUGCCCGCUCUCCAGGCCAUAGGCGCCAGAUUGUUGCCACGUGCCACGCCCGGAUGUGAGGGCUACAAGUUCGCCUCGGAUGAUUAUUGGCGCUGCUCGAUUCGCACCUUGAGCUACACGCUGCAUCAUCAGGUGGCCACCUGUCGCAUGGGUCCAUCCAGCGAUCCCACUGCUGUGGUCAGUCCACAGCUGCGAGUCCAUGGCAUGCGCCGGCUGCGUGUGGUGGACACCAGCGUCAUCCCACUCCCACCCACCGCCCACACCAAUGCCGCCGCCUUUAUGAUCGGCGAAAAGGCCGCGGAUCUCAUACGAGGCGAUUGGCAUUGA